Messenger RNA from Nyctereutes procyonoides (raccoon dog), 2473 nucleotides. It is a transcript of the gene DBT, whose product is annotated as dihydrolipoamide branched chain transacylase E2. The transcript is spliced from 11 exons. Lineage: Eukaryota; Metazoa; Chordata; Mammalia; Carnivora; Canidae. Gene Ontology annotation, cellular component: mitochondrion; cytoplasm. Gene Ontology annotation, molecular function: acetyltransferase activity; lipoic acid binding. The coding region runs from base 80 to 1528 and encodes 482 amino acids. The record is from RefSeq and is a predicted model, not a curated record.
CUCGCCAUUGGCCGCUCGGGGGGCGGUGCGUUCCCCGGCUCCCGGUUGGUGGUCCGCGCGCUUGUCAUUUCCGGGUAAGAUGGCCGCAGUGCGUGUGCUCGGGACGUGGAGCCGGAAUGCCGGGCGGCUGAUUUGUGUUCGCUACUUUCAAACAUGUAAUAAUGUUCAUAUUUUGAAGCCAAAGUAUGUGUGUUUCUUUGGUUAUCCUUCAUUCAAAUAUAGUCAUCCACAUCAGUUGCUGCAAACAAGUGCUGCUCUGCAGGGACAGAUUGUUCAAUUCAAACUGUCAGACAUCGGAGAAGGGAUUAGAGAAGUAACUAUUAAAGAAUGGUAUGUAAAAGAAGGAGAUACAGUGUCUCAGUUUGAUAGCAUCUGUGAAGUUCAAAGUGAUAAAGCUUCUGUUACUAUCAGUAGUCGUUAUGAUGGAGUCAUUAAAAAACUGUAUUAUAAUCUAGACGAUAUUGCCUAUGUGGGAAAGCCAUUAGUAGACAUAGAAACGGAAGCUUUAAAAGAUUCAGAAGAAGAUGUUGUUGAAACUCCUGCUGUGUCCCAUGAUGAACACACACACCAAGAGAUAAAGGGCCAGAAAACACUGGCAACUCCUGCAGUUCGCCGCCUAGCAAUGGAAAACAAUAUUAAGCUGAGUGAAGUUGUCGGCUCAGGAAAAGACGGCCGAAUACUCAAAGAAGACAUCCUCAACUAUUUGGAAAAGCAGACUGGAGCUAUAUUACCUCCUUCGCCCAAAGCUGAACUAGUGCCACCUCCACCAACACCAAAAGGCAAAGUUACUCCUAUGCCAGCAUCAAAACCUCCAGCAUUCACAGGCAGAGACAGAACGGAGCCCAUAAAAGGCUUUCACAAAGCAAUGGUCAAGACCAUGUCUGCAGCUCUGAAGAUACCUCAUUUUGGAUAUUGUGAUGAGGUUGACCUUACUGAAUUGGUUAAGUUAAGAGAAGAAUUAAAACCCAUUGCUUUUGCUCGUGGAAUUAAACUCUCCUUUAUGCCCUUUUUCUUAAAGGCUGCAUCCUUGGGACUGCUACAGUUUCCCAUCCUUAAUGCUUCUGUGGAUGAAAACUGCCAGCACAUAACUUAUAAGGCUUCUCACAACAUUGGGGUAGCAAUGGAUACUGAGCAGGGGCUAAUUGUCCCUAAUGUGAAAAAUGUUCAGAUCUGCUCCAUAUUUGAGAUCGCCACUGAGUUGAACCGCCUUCAGAAAUUGGGCUCUAUAGGCCAGCUCAGUACCACUGAUCUGGCCGGAGGAACAUUUACUCUUUCCAACAUUGGAUCAAUUGGUGGUACCUAUACCAAACCAGUGAUACUGCCACCUGAAGUAGCAAUUGGGGCUCUCGGAUCAAUUAAGGCCCUUCCCCGAUUUAACAACAAAGGAGAAGUAUAUAAAGCACAGAUAAUGAAUGUGAGCUGGUCAGCUGAUCACAGAAUUAUUGAUGGUGCUACAAUGUCACGCUUCUCUAAUUUGUGGAAAUCCUACUUAGAAAACCCAGCUUUUAUGCUACUAGAUCUGAAAUGAAGAUUGAUGGGACGUCAAUGAACUUUCUGAUCUUCCAAAGAAUAUGUAGCACCUAACUGUGCAGCACAUGUUCUUCAUCACAAUUUGUAUUAUAAAUGAUUUGUAUUGUAUGAUUAAGGUUCCAAGGCACAAUAUUUACACUGUUCUGUUAGACUUUUUACUGAAAGUGAAUAAUGAUGUAAGAGUUCUCCUAGGGCUGUCACAUUGUAUAGGUCAUGGUGUGACUUCUUAAUAUGGUGCUGAGGUCUUUGUGUCCAUGAAUUGAAAACUAGCAAGAAAAACAAAAUUAAUGUUACUAAAAGACAGACUGCCAUAUCCAGUGUGGAUAUCUAUUUUUUUCCUUUAAUUUUUUAUUUUAGACUGACCUUAAUGAAACAUGUCAGUUACACUUAGUUGGAAAAAGGAAUUUACAUACAGAAGUAUCUUCCAUUUCCCCACAAUAACGCUAACUAUUAUAUAAAAUAAGUGCAAUUACUUAACCUUUUAAGAUACCCACGAUUAUGUUGCUCUGUAGAAAUUAACUGUAAAUGUCUUGUUUAUAUAAAUUAAUAUCUUUUAAAAGGGAAAAUUAUAAGCUGAUCUUAAAAAUGCCCAAUUAUAGGGAUGCGUGGCUGGCCCAGUCUGAAGAGCAUGUGACUCUUGAUCUCAGGGUCAUGAGUUCAAGCCCCAUAUUGGGUAUAGAGCCUACUUAAAAAAAAAGGUAGGGGGGAUGCCUGGGUGGCUCAGCGGUUUGGGCAUCUGCCUUCGGUUCAGGCCGUGAUCCCUGAAUGCCUGGAUCGAGUCCCACAUCAGGCUUCCUGCAUGGAGCCUGCUUCUCCCUCUGCCUAUGUUUCUGCCUCUCUUUCUGUGUGUCUCUUAGAAUAAAUAAAUAAAAUCUUUAAAAAAAAAAGCCCAAUUAUAGUUUUAUGACUAGUAAGGAUAUUAAAAGUGUUUGUUUAAAAUGAA